Lytechinus variegatus (green sea urchin) is the source of this 2700-nucleotide messenger RNA. RefSeq names its product organic solute transporter subunit alpha-like. The record is from RefSeq and is a predicted model, not a curated record. Gene Ontology annotation, molecular function: transporter activity. Bases 288 to 1313 code for a protein of 341 amino acids. Lineage: Eukaryota; Metazoa; Echinodermata; Echinoidea; Temnopleuroida; Toxopneustidae. Gene Ontology annotation, biological process: transport. The transcript has 7 exons.
UCGAGUCCUAUAGAGUCAAAACAUGCAUACCUACAACAAGCAAAUGCCAAAGUGCAUUUUCGAACUUCACUAGUAAAGUGGUCUUCGAAUAUAGGCUCUUCACAACAUUGUUUCUUCCAUAAAAUUUAAAAAUUCAACUCAUCAUCAUGUUAAGGGAUUAUUGAUCUCCGAUUUGCAUUAACGUUUGCACGCAUAUAACCGGAGUCUUGAACUAUCAGUGACAUUUAUAUUGGAUUUCUAGGAUUAAUUCAUAUGUUUUAUUGACCGAGUGAGAUUCAUGACACAUCAUGGCCGACAACUGCUCCUAUACACCGCUUGCGAAAGAAAUGCUGGAUAAUCUCCUGGAGGAGAAUCCUAAGAUGCUGCCAAUCUUGAUAACAUGUACUUUAAUCACCGCGAUAGAAGCUAUAUUAUUCUUUGAAGCUUGGAUGUGGGUGCUACAACAUAUCCCCUACAGUGAUCGACGAACAUCUAUUGUAUGGAUCAUUGGUAUAUAUCCGGUAUUUUGUGCAACAUGUCUACUUGGUCUCUACAUUCCAAGGGCUGCUGGAUUGUGUACUCUCACUGGAACAGCAUUUUUCGCUGUUUGUCUAUACGAGUUCAUCACAUUGAUCGUUGACUAUUUCGGAGGUCUUGAUGCAAUGAUCACAAGGAUGGAUGGGACUAAGUUCUCUAUCGCCAGACCACCACUCAUGUGUUUGUUUCAAUGCUUACCAAAAGUCAAAAUGACUAGGAGAAACUAUCGCAUACUAGAGGCAUGUGUUUUACAGACUGCUAUCAUUAGACCCGUUAUGCUGUUCAUCACAGAAGUACUUAACAUAGAUGGCUCGAUCGAUGAAAACCCGAGCAUUGCCUCGACCAUCAUGCUCACAUUAAACUGCAUCACUCUCGUGUCCGCCAUCUUUGCUGUCUCAGCUCUAAUCGUGCUCUUCUCAGCGAGUAAAAACUUUCUGAAACCAUACAGAAUACGGAUAAAGUUUCUCUGUGUGCAAACAGCUCUCAUACUCAGCAACGUCCAGUCCGUUCUCCUUGUCAUCCUUACUCGAUUCGACGUCGUUCAGUGCAACAAACCAUUCAAUACACCCGACAGGGGAUAUCAAUGGCAUUGCUUCCUUUUGACAUUAGAAUCUGGUAUCAUGUUUAUUCCUACUCUCAUCAUCUUCCGUACAACCAAUGGGAAUGUGACAAGAAUGAGAGUCCGUCCAAGUACAUUCUCAGGAAUGAUGCCAAGUGACGGCAAACCAAAUGAACAAGAACCUUUAAUUCAUCCUAAAGAUCGUUCAAAAUCGUUCGGUGCUGUCAAAGAAUUAUGACGACAAAAGAAUAAAGAGAAAAUCAGACGGAUGGGGAAGAAGGGAAUCUAUUUCUAUGGAGAUAUAUGAUGACAGACGUAUGACAUUUGUUUGGAACAGAAUCAUUAAUAUAUGCACAUGUAUUUAGCAAUAGCGUUUCUUACAUAAACAAUAUGGAUUUGUUGAAAUCUACAUCAAACAUUCUGCCAGAAGUACAUUAUGAAGUAACCUUGUUUGGAGAAUUUUCAGUAAAAAAGUAUUCUUAAUUUCUACAAAAAUUGUACAUAUUUUUUAAUUCGUUAUUCUUUCAUGUACAUAAAAACCAGAAUUAAAGUUUUAUAGUAUAGUACCUUUGAAUAUGUUACUGUAGACUGACAUGUAUUGUGACAAUUUGUUCUGAAAUAUUGGAUUAAUUAUUGUAACUAACAUUUAUAUGUACAGAGAAUGUUUAUUGAUCUCAUACAUAAAUGUGAUAUCAUAAGGUUGUUUAAUUGGUUAUUUUAUCUACUACCUUGACUUAUUCUUUAUUACAUUAAAGUGAGAUAUAAAUAGUUCAUCAAUAGUAACUUCGCAUGCACUCAACCUAACAUAAUAAACAAUCGGAAAAAAUCAAACAUUUGAUCAUCAAUCAAUCAAUCAAUCAAUCACUCAAUGAAUGAAUAAAUGAAUCAAUCAAUCAUUCACUCAAUACUUUACAAAGUCAAUUAGCCAAUCAUUAAAUCUAUCAAUCCGCCAUAAUAUGAUUGAUACAAUCAGAACAUCACUCACACAAUCUUGAUUUAAGAAAAGAAUUAAAUUAAACAAUAUGACUAGAAGUGUAUAGACAUAAGGAUACAAAAUUGGAUUUAUUUUCAGCUAAAAUAUCAACAACUUUUCAUUGUUAAGUUUUGAUAGAUCUACAUUUAAUUCAUUGACAAUGUUCCUUUUGUAAAUGCAAUAUACGUGAUUGUGUAUGUUUCAAAAUGAAAACAAAUAUGAACUUUUUACAUGAAAUAUAUCAAUAUCAUGUUUAACUCUUGUAUCCCAUGUGAUGCUAUUGAUUUUGAAAUCUCAAAACUUGUUCCUUGCAAAUGCAACAAUUGUAUUCUCAUAAAUAGUUUGUUACCCAAAACUAGGAAUCUCCAAAGGCAAUAUUUUGAAUACAAUCAUGUUACAUGUUACUUUUUCAAAGAGCGGGAAUUACAAACCACAUCAUAUGACAGUAAAUGUAUAUGACUCAUUCAAACAAAGGGACAUGGUUAGAACCAUUUUUACCAUGAUAUAACUGCAGGAUGAAUAACCAGAAAUGUGAUAAAAUCUUUGUAAAUCAAAUUUCAGAGAAAAUCAUUUGUUUGUGUGGCACUGAAGUAGUUAUAGUGAACGAAAAUUUAGUUCACAUCAUUAUCAUCUAGUAACCCUAACCCUAAAA